AUGUCUGAGGCGAAUCCAUAUAUAGAUUCUCAGCAAUUCAUGACGAAAGAUGAAUUAAAAGAGCAUUUAUCCAGAUCUGGAGAACUUGACCAUAUUAAGUCUUUAUUUGCUAGCUUGCUCGCCAGCAACGAUUUACGACAAAAUAGACCAAGCUUAAAAGAGCCUUUAAAGCAAUUAGUUUGCAGUUUAAUCGACGAACUAACUGAGCCAUCACUAAAUGAUGGAUCAGAAGAAACUAGGGUAUCAGUUGAUAACUCAGUCACAAGUCCACGUCGAAUUCCUGAAAAUUCUGCUUCACUGAUGAGCUUGGUAGCUCAAAGAAAGGAAAAUUUAAAAAAUAACGAUGACCCCCCCUCAAUCUUCAUGUCUACUACAACAAAAAUUUUUCGAAAAAAUCUUCAUGCCUACUGCAACACAACAUUUUUAUAAAAAAAAUUUAAUCCAUUUUUCUCUAGGUGAGUUUCUAAAAAAAACCCAUAAAACAGCGCUACUGUAGACGUGUCAAUGACCUUUUAUCGAGAUUUGGACGGCUAUUGCCAUCGCUCGCCAUUUUAUUAAACUUAUCUAGCUAAAAAGUACGGAAAAAUUUAAGAUCGCAUCGAAAAUUUGUUUGCAAGAGGAUUAGGAUUAAGAUUAUUACAGACAGGCGCUAGCCAUAUUGAUGGCGUAGUCAUUAAAGACCUCCAGUACGGAUGGUUCUAUCGCUUUUCGACUCCAGCCCAGAGGAUCUAUCCCUCUUACGAGUGCCCUUCCGGUACCUUCUGUCUCCUCCUUGCCUUUGGAGUUCAGUCUUGAGUGGGCGGCUUAUGGAUUUCUGCGGCCCUGCUACGGGCGAUUGGAGUAGCUUAUUCCAAGGAUCAGCUCUUAGAGUCUAUUGGGUAUCAAAGUGCCUUUCUUCGACAGCUGCAGGAAAAGACUGUUCCCCUUUGGCCUGUGCUGAAACCCCCAGUUUCUCGUUAGAGGAAUGCCCAUGGGUCCUCGGAUCCAAGGACGUUGUUGAGCACCUCCAUUUCCAACCACAGGAAAGCAGCCAAAACCUACCCGGAUAUACACUUCUUGAGCUUGCGUCUGAUUCUCGGCUCGGAGUCCGUCCCAGCUCGCUGUAGCCAUAAGGUCUGGACUGCUGCGCCAAGAGGGCAGGUUGGCACGUGUCGCCAUUUUAAUGUAUAUAAUUUGUUGCAAGAGACACGAAAAUUAUUAUUUUUUUUAUAUAAAAAUUUAUAUUAAAAAAUUACAUUUUUGUUGCAAUAGACAUUAAGAUUGAGGGGGUCAUCGUUAGAAUAAGAAUGAGCAAAAGUAGGACACCUUUGAACGUCAUACCAACUUCUGAAGUGUCUCAAAGCCAGACUAGUAAAAAUUUGCACAGUUCAAUCAGUAGAAUUGAGCUAUUCUUUUGAUAUAUGAAUUUUUUACAGUCUAAAAGUCAAUUAACUAUAUCUCGUCUCAUUAAACAAAAUAUUAUUAUAUCCAUAUGAUAAUUAAUUCAAUCUAAUAAAGUAUGUCAAGAUCAAAGCAAUUAUCUUCUCAUUUUUCAGAGUUUAGCAAUAUAACUGGUUGCGGCAGUUUCACUACUGCUAAAAGAAGACUCCUUGAAAUCGAUUUAAAAAGCCCAGGACCAGCAGCCUAUGCAUAUGAUGAAAAUAUAAUAAAGGGCCAAUCUCCUAAAGCAAUAAUCCCAUCAAACAGUAAAAGAUAUUCUUAUUUAAAUGAGACAGCAAGUCCUGGACCUAAUUAUUACUACCCAUCUCGCCAUUUCAUGGCUAAAUAUUAA
This is a messenger RNA of Blepharisma stoltei, 1771 nucleotides long. Lineage: Eukaryota; Ciliophora; Heterotrichea; Heterotrichida; Blepharismidae. The record is from the annotation of a GenBank genome assembly.